AUGGCUCUAAAACUCAACUUGCUUCUAAACAUUUUAUUAGCCUGUUAUUUCCUUCGAAAAUCACUUGGGACCAAAUGUCCACCGACCAACAGUCCCCCGAUCAAAUGCCCACCGGCCAAAUGUCCGUCGACCAAAUGUCCUAUAAACUAUCCGACGACCAAAUGUCCCAUACAAUUAAAUUACAAAAUUGCCGGUGCCGAUCCACCCUCACACUGUGAGCUUCCCACAGACCCAAAUAAACUCCCUCCGUCAAGUCUUGAAAGCUGGUUUACUCGAGAAAUGUUCGACGAUCUCUUUCCAUUUUCCAAUCUUGGCUGGGGACCGCACCCCUGUUCACCAUACUCUUUCGAGGCUUUUAUAAUAGCUGCUCGUUACUUCCCCCGGUUUGGGAAGGAAGUAGAUUUGAAGAAUGGUUUUACACCGAGGGAGAAUAGUCGAAGAGAUGUGGCGAGCUUUUUGGCACAUGCCAUCCAGGAGACUGGACUGAAUGAUGUUUCAGUCUACCAAACGAGGUGA
Messenger RNA from Meloidogyne enterolobii, 516 nucleotides. The record is from the annotation of a GenBank genome assembly. NCBI's taxonomy places the organism in Eukaryota, Metazoa, Nematoda, Chromadorea, Rhabditida, Meloidogynidae.